Molecule: messenger RNA, 1660 nt
Organism: Aedes aegypti (yellow fever mosquito)
Lineage: Eukaryota; Metazoa; Arthropoda; Insecta; Diptera; Culicidae
Product: adult-specific cuticular protein ACP-20-like
Exons: 2
Coding region: 509-985 (158 amino acids)
Cellular component (GO): extracellular matrix
Source: RefSeq, a predicted model, not a curated record
AAUGUGCAGUACUCUGAAAACAUUACUCAUAUGUACACCGCAUUUAAUCUCCCAAAUUUUUCCAUCAACUGCUAAAGCAACACAUUCGUUUUCCUGCCCAAUGCACACAAAACUUUUCCGCUGCAAAACUUAUGAAUUCAUAAUGAACUUGAAAGGAACCAAAUCUAUUGAUUGAUUGAUCAUGGUCGUCAGCGACCGGUACCCACAUGCAAUAUCGAAGGGAUCCACACCGAACCACCCCCAACGGUGGGUGGCGUGGGUGAAAUCGAACUGCGCCGGCAGGUGAUUGGUGUGAAAACGCUUCGCAUUAACGGGGUGGUCGCUAUGGUGGAAAGUCGAGGGUGCGAUGUGGAUGACCUCUAGAAGGUGUUGUGGUUUGAUUUUCCGAUUGGCGCCAUGACUGUUUGACAGCAGCUCGUUCCGCACAUUCAUUAGUAUAUAUAGUAUAGAAUGGGACGGGGAGCUGCAUCAGUAGCAUUUGCAAGUUCUAACCGCAGUGGUGUCCAAAAUGUUCCGAACAUCAGUUGUUGUCGCGUUGGCCUUUUUGGGAGCCGCACUGGCCUACGAGCAUCACGGAUUUAUUAGUGAAGUCAAGCACAUCCCGUACAAGUGGUAUGGCGGUGGUGGCGAAGGCGGUAUGAUGGGCGGUUUUGGUGGCUCCGAGGGCGGCAUUGGGAUCGGUGGCGGAGAGGAGUACUACAGUUACCCGAAAUACAAGUACGAGUACGGAGUGAAGGACUAUCACACCGGUGACCACAAGAGCCAAUGGGAGAUGCGCGAUGGGGAUGUUGUCAAGGGCGAGUACACCCUGGAUGAGGCCGAUGGAACCAAGCGUAUUGUUGAAUAUCACGCCGACAGCAAGAACGGUUUCGAAGCCAAGGUCAAGAACAUCGGACACGCUAUCCAUGAAGGCGGCAUGGGCGGAUACGAAGGUGGUUACUACGGCCAUGGUUACAGCUACAGUAAACUGAAGAAGUUCAACUGAUUUCUGAAAGCUGCUCUAAUUUUCAAUUUCCAACCUGGCUUAUGCUUUUUUGUGUAUAAUUUCCCAAACCGAGCUGUGAUCUGUACUGAAUAUGUGCGCUAUUCCUCAAUAAAAGAUUAUGAUUGAAAAUAUUUGUCUUCUUUUAUUACAAUUGAAGCCAGAGCAACAACCAUCUUCUUCUUGAUUGCAAAUAUAUGUCUGGUUUUCAAUUUUUCUCGAACUCCCAUGCCAGCAUUUAGAUACCGUGAUACAUUUCCCGGGUAAUUGGCUUCCACAGAACCACCUCUUCUGCUAUCCAUUCAUAUGUAUCACCAUUUUCCCUCGUCGGUCAGAGUGCCCAGGCCAAAAGGUUCGAGGUUGAAAUAAUUAAUCUCUUUAAUCGUACCCGCAUUAGAUAGCUAGGUAGAUAGAAGGACCACCGAGCGGCGGGAAAGGUCUCUCCGAUCGCGCUUCCUAGAAACGGAUUGACGGGGAAAUUCCCUGUUGGCUUUUGCAGAUGUACAACAAAUUCCGUUCCUUUGCGCCCAGAAGCUCGGAUUCUCCAACCGUGUUUCUGGACGGUACAGCUUUCUUCCAUUUUAGGACGGUGAUUAGAUCCGCGUAGAUGGAGAUCCGUAGCUUAUUUGAUUUCUGAUAAUUUCUUGGUUCUAACAUGGAAUAAUUUGACACCUUAAA